Molecule: messenger RNA, 771 nt
Organism: Drosophila kikkawai
Lineage: Eukaryota; Metazoa; Arthropoda; Insecta; Diptera; Drosophilidae
Source: RefSeq, a predicted model, not a curated record
AUGCUGGAUACCUCCAUGGGCACCAGAUCGCACGAGGUCUCAGCCGGAGUCCCGCAGGGCUCCGUCUUGGGACCUCUGCUCUGGAAUACAAUGUACCUGGGCGUCUUCCUGGAUACCCGCCUCUGCUAUAGAGAACAUCUGGAAUACAUCCACGGAAAGGCUAGCGAAACAUCAAGAGCUCUCUCUAGAAUCCUGCUGAACACCAGAGGCCCCAAGCAGUGCAAGAGGAAGUUGCUCACGAGUGUCGUCACUUCGCAACUCCUCUAUGCGGCCCCAAUCUGGGCGGAGGCCGCGAAAGUAAAAAGCUACGUGAGGGGUGCGGAAGAUAUCAACCGCCUGUGCGCCCUGAGAGUAGCGUGCGGCUUCAGGACGGUUUCCGACGAAGCGGCCCGAGUCGCUGCGGGGCUGGUGCCGCUAGGUGAACUUGUGCAGGAAGCCCGCCUCCAAGGCGCGCCAGAAAAUCCUAAAGGUCGCUGGACUCACCGCCUGAUCCCAGACAUCAUGAGCUGGUUUAGUAGGAAGCCCGGAGAAGUGGACUUCUACCUGACGCAGGUGCUCAGCGGUCACGGAUGCUUUAGAAGCUAUCUUAUGCGAUUCGGUCACGACACCGAGGAUCACUGCCCAGAAUGCGGGACCGGUGUAGAAGAGAACGCACACCACGUCCUUUUCGAGUGCCAUCGCUUUCAUCACGAGCGGCAAGCGCUGGAGGAGGCUGUGGGUACGGCCAUCACGGCAGACAGCCUGGUUUCCAGCAUGCGAAGGAAUGCUUAG